Molecule: messenger RNA, 243 nt
Organism: Entrophospora candida
Lineage: Eukaryota; Fungi; Glomeromycota; Glomeromycetes; Entrophosporales; Entrophosporaceae
Source: the annotation of a GenBank genome assembly
GAAAAUGAAAAAUUAUUAUUUCGAAAAAUAGUUAAUGAAUGUAAUUUUUUAAGAUCUCAAAACAAUAAGUUAUGGGAAAUUAUAGGGAAACAACAGCUUGUAAUAAGAAAUUUACAGACUAAUAAUCAAAAAUUAGCUAGUAGUUUAGUAAUGCCACAAAGACUUGCUAAAAAGGCAGUCAAAUAUUUGGAGACAGCUGACACAGUCUCAGAUGAUGAAACAGAUAUUCCAGAUGAGAACUGA